UCGUGUAAACGUCACCCAGGCGAGUUAGCGAGUGGAGGAUUUUCUCAAGUUUUAAAAAUCCCAAUUAAUUCGAAAAUACUUGUAAAGUUUGUUAUGCGCAUAUAAAACUCAAAUGAAAAUGAGGAUUACAAACGUAAGACGUGGUAGGAUUGUGCGAAUGGGAGCGGGAUGCGCUGUUUUGUUACUUUUAGUUUACGCUCUGCACAAAUGGUCUAGCGAGAAUAACUCGUAUGUUGCUGACGAAAUGAUCGACUCAGAAGCUCAAGUUGGUUAUUAUAAGUUCCAUCGUGAUGUGUAUCCUACAUUAAAAUCAGAACUGGGCAACUUUGAACCGAAGGACUUAAGGACGGUGAAAGGUCCAGGAGAAGAGGGGAAGCCGUACCACAUGUCUCAGGACCGAGCCAACGACAUCGCAGAGUCCGAGAGUGAAUAUGGCAUGAAUAUUGCUGCUUCUGAUGACAUAGCAAUGAACAGGUCUAUCCCAGACACUAGGCUGGACGAAUGCAGAUAUUGGCACUAUCCUGAGGACUUGUCGAGUACUUCUGUGAUCAUCGUCUUCCACAACGAAGGCUUCUCAGUGCUGAUGAGGACAGUCCACACGGUCAUAGAGCGCUCCCCGCCGAAUGUACUGCACGAAAUUGUUUUGGUCGACGAUUUCUCCGAUAAAGAAAACCUGAAAAGCAACCUCGACAACUACAUAAAACGAUUUAAAGGCAAAGUGCGACUUAUCCGCAAUACUCAAAGAGAAGGAUUGAUCCGUACGCGAUCUAGGGGCGCCCAAGAGGCUACGGGCGAAGUCAUAGUCUUCCUUGAUGCUCACUGCGAAGUCAACCUCAACUGGCUUCCUCCUCUCCUCGCUCCCAUCUACCGCGAUUACAGAAUCAUGACAGUGCCCGUCAUAGACGGAGUAGACCACAAAACCUUCGAAUACAGACCGGUGUACCAGCACGGCACAAAUUACAGGGGUAUCUUCGAAUGGGGUAUGCUUUACAAAGAGAACGAAGUGCCUGAGAGGGAAGACAGUCGUCACAAACAUAAAUCAGAACCGUACAAAAGUCCGACACACGCUGGGGGUCUAUUCGCAAUCAACAAACGGUACUUCCUCGAAAUUGGAGCAUACGACCCCGGUUUACUGGUAUGGGGUGGCGAGAAUUUCGAGUUGAGUUUCAAAAUCUGGCAAUGCGGGGGCAGUAUCGAAUGGGUGCCGUGCUCGAGAGUCGGCCACGUUUAUAGAGCGUUUAUGCCGUACUCCUUUGGCAACCUGGCCAAGAAUCGCAAGGGGUCCUUAAUCACUAUUAACUAUAAGAGAGUUAUUGAGACGUGGUUUGAUGAGGAGCACAAGGAAUACUUUUAUACCAGAGAGCCAAUGGCGAGAUUUUUGGACAUGGGCGACAUAAGCGAGCAAGUUGCUUUGAAAGAAAAGUUGAAGUGCAAGAGCUUCGGAUGGUUCAUGGAGAAUGUGGCUUACGAUGUAUACGAUAAGUUCCCGAAGCUUCCGAAGAACAUUCACUGGGGGAUGGUGAAGAAUAAAGCCACUGGGGUUUGCUUGGACACCAUGGGCAAGGCUGCACCUGCUUAUAUUGGUACGUCAUCGUGCCAUGGCUCUGGUAACAGCCAGUUGUUCCGGCUCAACGAAGCUGGUCAGUUAGGCGUCGGCGAGCGCUGCGUGGAAGCCGACACCGACAGCGUAAAGCAGGCCAUCUGCCGCCUCGGCACCGUCGACGGGCCCUGGAGGUACGAAGAAGAAAACAGCCAGCUGAUCCACCGACUGCACGGCUACUGCCUCACGCUGCAGCCCCACGCGAGGACACUCGGCCUCGCGCCGUGCGACUCUAGAAACACGUACCAGCAGUGGACCAUCUCGCACAAGAAGCCCAACUGGUGAGCCGGUAGUUGACGCGACGACGCGAUGAUGAAACGAGCAACAUUUUUAAAGCAAUAUCUUGCCAAAAACAAUGUAAAUUGGUACCAAAUAGACGGGAUAUUACUUGGCAAUAUUGCCAAAAAUGAUGCUCGUUUUCUACUUAUCUUUAGAUAAGACCCUUCUUCCACCACCUUUUAAAUAAGCACCGUGGCCCGAUUCCGAACUAUUCAAAUAUAGUGAAACUGGAAAAAACUAAAGGAAGAAUUCUUAUUAAUAACGCAAAUCGAGUUUGGAUAGAUAAGUAUUGAUCCAUAAACUGCUAGUAGUCUAUCUAUUAUUGUUGAAUUAAGAUACAAUCUGAGGGCUUAGGCCCAGAACAGACGGUGAAACGCAACUGCAACGAAACUGCAACUGCUAGUUACUUUUGAGUUGCAUCUAAGUUUCUGCCAUAGCGUCCGUUGAGAGACCACACAUGACUCGACCAGUUUGAAACUUUAGUUUCAGUUUCAUUCAUCAGAAAGUUGCAGUUUUGUUGCAGUUGCGUCUCACCGUCUGUUCUGGGGCUUAGUGUGAGUUUACAUCAAAAGUCCUCACUAGUGAGCGCGUUAAAAAAAUGUAUGAAAAUUUUAGUUCUUGAAAGUUUCCGCUUGGGGCGCUGUACAAUCCGUCAUACAUUUAAUGUCAUUUUUUUACACGCUCACUAAUGACGACGUUUGAUGUAAGGCUAGCGUCCACAUGUCGGUAUCGUACGCAUCGGACGUAUCGCACGCAACGGAUCGUAGUAUUAUUUAUAUAGAAACUCAUAUAAGUGCGUCCACCUGUCCGCAUCGUACGCAUCGCACAUCCGAUACGAUGUGUUUUGUACAAUGCGUCCGUUGCGUACGAUACCGACAAGUGGACGCUUAGCUGUAAACUCUCACUACGCCCCCUGUUUGGUUAUACACCCUGAAUAGUAACCAUUGUUGUGGAAUCGGGCCUUUAGUUGUUCAUGUACUGAGUAAAAUGUAAAAUACGAUGUGAUGCUCUUUUAGGUAGGUACUAUGUCUUACGUCUCUGACUCGAGAUGGUACUGUCACUGAGUGAAAGUGAGAGCCAUCCACCCGUAUUCACAAACGAUGCUCGCUUAAGUGAAGCAGCAAAUCGAACGCACAGCGUUGAAUAGAGCUCUGUUGGUUCGUGUGUCACCCUGUGCGUCCACGCGCACUGCAAGAUAUCAUAGUAAUAUUUGUGAAUACGGGCGUUAAUCUAUCGAAUUGAAAUGAAUUCAAAAUUUUGGGAAAUUAUCAGGGGUUUCUACAAAAAUACCUCUUUCUUUUUAGUUAGAUAAUUCAGAUGCGUGGGACAUCUAAAAAAGUUCCUCUUCGUCAUUUUGGAAGUGUAGGUACGAUAAUGAUAAGAAAAAUUCAAGACCGAUUUAAACGUGGUUCAAUUUAUUUGGGAUGUAUUUUUAAUAUUAAAACCAUUAAGUAAGUUUAAUUGCUGAUAAGGACGUAGUUGUCUAGCAAUGCUUCCCAUUUCAUAAUAUUAUGUAUUGUAUGUAUAUUUGGUAACUAUUACAUUGUUCAUUAACGUUAAAAUGUAUUGAUAGACAAAAUUUCAUUAAAAAGGUACAUCUUCAGUCCAAAAGGGGUGUAAAAAAUGCUAAUAUUGUAGAAUAGAUAUUGUGCCACAAGAUAUAGAGAUGUUUUAUCAAUACUCAAAUUUUUACUCAUACAUCCAUUUGGUUCGAAACACGUUUUAUCUAAAAGGAAAAAUAACAUUGAAAUGGGAGUAAGCUAUAAAGUUUUCAAACGUAAAAUCGCCAAUUAUAACUCACUGCCAAGCAUUUAUUGGCUAUUUAAGUUUGUACUUAAUUAUGAAGUAAACAUUUUUUGAGCAUAUACGAGUAGAAUCUCAAAAACAUUUUACUUAAAUAUUAGUGCUACAUAAUUAUGUAUGCUAGAGUAUAUUAUUAAUUGAUGCUCGAACAUCGGCAUAAUAUCUGUAUCUAAAUUUACGUGAUUUAAAGCAAUAAUUAUUAUUAUUAUAUUUUACUAUAUUGUAGUUUUAAGUUUAUACUUGAACUGGAGUAUUGUACAGUCUACAGCACAUAAAUUAAACCAUGUGGAUAUGCCUCAUGUAAUGGUAAUACCGGAAAACUGCGUGGGAUGUCCACCCACAAGGUGGACCGAUGACAUCAUAAAGGUAGCAGGACGCAGGCCGCUACCAACCGGGCAACAUGGAAAGCAUUGGGGGAGGCCUAUGUUCAGCAGUGGACGUCCUAUGGCUGAAAUGAUGAUGAUGAAUGUUAAUAAAUGCGAUUUUGCAACAGAAAUGUUUAAACUGGUGUGCUGUGGCUGUAACAUUCUAAACAUUUUUGCUCAAAGCAUCAUGAAUUGAAAAUUAUUUAUGCAUUUUAAUAACUUUUAUCUGUAUUUUAUUUAUUUGUAUUAUAAUAUUAAGAAGUUUGAAUUAUAUUUAAAUAGACAUAACGACAUAACACCGCGAGCAUUUCAUUAAAAUACUGUUAUUUCUACUAAAAUAGGUAUGCCUUACUAAAAUAGUAUGUCCAUUAAAGAUAUCAUAAAUGUAAAUAAAUAACUAAUUUAAUUUAAGUAAUAUUUCUUUUAGUUACCUGAUUCUUAAUCUUUUCUAUCUAUCGUAUCUCUUUUAUGUUUUUCCGUUUUAUUUAUGUAUUAAAUAAGUAAAAUAAAAAAUAAUGCUCACUUACCAGAAGAGACUAUGAAUUUAUUUGCAUUUAUUUAGAAUGAAGACCCUUAUCUAUUAUAUUGAUUAUUUUAAGUUAUGUAAAGAUAUUGACUGAGAAAGGUCACUUUAUUUUAUCUAUCCUAUAAUUUGCCUGAUUAUACAUCAUUCCAUUAUAACAGCAUAGGUAAAUAAUUGAAGCUAAUAGAAAUGAAAGUUUUUUAACAACAAAAUUAGGUAUGUUUUUUCAUAAUUACUCAGUCGAUUUCAAUGAAAGAUGAAUUAUAAAGUUAGGUUUCUAGAAAGUCACUUUAAAAAUGUAAUAAUCAUGUAAAAUGCAUUUUUAAGUAUACUGGCCCAAUAUAAAGAAUAUUGUAUUUGACGCAAUUUAAUUUCAGCGGUCCAUUUUAAAGUUAUUAUCAUUAUUUAUCAUAUCAUAUAUUUUAGCAGCAUUAUUAUAAUAUUUUCAAGAUAUUUACGUAUCCAUAAACGAAUAUUUCAUAUUAAAAUAAUAUUAUAAUGAGUUGAAUGUCACAAAUUAGACUGAUAUCGAAAUUAAAUGUAACAAUAUAUGUAAAUGAUGUGAAAUAAAUGUAAAUACCUACAAACAAACAUUUUAUACUGGUAUCUUCUAUAAUAAAAAUAGAAUGCUGGAAAUAGUUUAAGCACUAACUGACAUUAUUAUACUAAUUCAAAUUAAGUAAAAGCUUAUAAUAAGCCUCAAAGUUUAAGCAAAUAAGAAUUAAUAUAAGAUAACGAAAUUUCAGAAAAACAAAUUGAACUAGUGGAUGUAUGUAUUUAUUGCAAUAAAAUUCUUACUGUGAUCAUCUUGGAAAUUUUAUAAACCCUACAUGUAUGUAUAGGUAGUUCUAAACUUAAUAUUCAAUAAAUAAAUUAAUUAAAAGA
Messenger RNA from Ostrinia nubilalis (European corn borer), 5455 nucleotides. RefSeq names its product N-acetylgalactosaminyltransferase 7 (gene Pgant7). The coding region runs from base 113 to 1885 and encodes 590 amino acids. The transcript is spliced from 6 exons. The record is from RefSeq and is a predicted model, not a curated record. Lineage: Eukaryota; Metazoa; Arthropoda; Insecta; Lepidoptera; Crambidae. Gene Ontology annotation, molecular function: polypeptide N-acetylgalactosaminyltransferase activity. Gene Ontology annotation, biological process: protein O-linked glycosylation. Gene Ontology annotation, cellular component: Golgi apparatus.